AUGACCGGAAGCAAACAAGAGAGCACAAAUGCCGCGGAAAACACUAGAAUUGUCCUGGAAGAAGAACUUCUCUUUUGCAAAAUCAUGCAAAAGUCUCUGAAAGAAGUCGAGUUCGAGUCCAAUUCAAGAGAUCUUGUGUUUCAAGGGCCGGACACGAAUGUUUAUGUUUCUGACGAGGAGCUUGAAGUUUUAAUUCCAAUUAUCCGGCGAUGGGGGGCCAAUGAAAACAAAACCGUUGCAACGUCUAUCAGAACUGUGGCCGGCGCGGCGCAGGCGAAUAAGCAAUUUACGCCACUAAGGGAUGAAGUUAUGCUACAUGCUUACCAAAGUGAAACAGCAGUAGCUAUUCAGAUUUUGACUUGUCCUCUGCCCGACGAGCUCGACGAAAUGGAAUUUGAGGUUCAUUUGGGCGUCGGCGCCGAUGGCUCAGCCACUGACAUUACGACCGUUCACAUUUUCCGGUAA
Oikopleura dioica is the source of this 465-nucleotide messenger RNA. The record is from the annotation of a GenBank genome assembly. Lineage: Eukaryota; Metazoa; Chordata; Appendicularia; Copelata; Oikopleuridae.